Monodelphis domestica (gray short-tailed opossum) is the source of this 4004-nucleotide messenger RNA. Lineage: Eukaryota; Metazoa; Chordata; Mammalia; Didelphimorphia; Didelphidae. The record is from RefSeq and is a predicted model, not a curated record.
UUGAACUCGACUUGAGGUCCCUUCUAGCUUUAGAUUUAUGAAACUGUGGUCCUUCUUGUACUUUGGAUUUAGAUAUUUUCUAAAUACUUAUAUGAUUAAUAACUCAUCAUUUUUAUUACAUGGCAAACUCAUUAAAGGUUAGGACAGACUUCUGUUUGUCAUUUGUAUUUUUAUGAGACAUAAAAAUCUGGGUGUUUUAAAAUUUGCAAACACACUCUUCCAGUUUAGUCUCAGAGUUGGCUUCAUUAAGAGACUUUGGUGUAAAAAGAUGCAUGGCAGAGAACACUAUUUGUAGUUUGCUGGAGUCUUGUCUAUUAGUUCAUGGAAGCAAAACAUAUAGGUGAUAUAUUUUUGUGUUUCCGUUUCCUUGGGGAUGGGGGAGGUGGUGAUCUGUUUAGAAGAAAUAAACUACUGCAUCUUUUUAUAGUUUUGCUGUAUUUCUGGUGAACCUCCUUAAACUGCAUGUAUAUGUUACUGUUCCUAUGUAUGUGUGUCUCUCUAUCACAUAACCCAGAACUUAUUUCCUCAGCCAAAUGGCUAGGGGACGAGCCUAGCCAAGAUUUUACCUCCAAUGGACGCAAGUUUCUUUGGUGAAGAUCUCUCCUGAGAGUUCGGGACUAGCAGAAAGAAGCGAGGAAAUUUCGACCGUUUGGUUCUUACGGAUAGGUAUUUAUGUACUCGGGUUUGUGUGAAUGUAAGCUACAGUAUUUGACUUUUCAGAAAAAAAAAUAUUUUGCAAGUGGCAUUGAAUGGUUGGCAAAACCAUAAACGGUAAGAACUAUUACUGAAAUGGAUCCCAUUUAAACUAUUAAAGGAUUCUUUGCCUUUAAUUGUUAACUUUAUCAUCACAGAAAGGGAUUUAGACUUUAUUAAGAUAACUUGAAUUUAACAGUAGGCAAGAAGUAACUAGCAAAAUUAAAUAUAAAUCUGAGAAGAGUGUUUGUGUUUAGUUUUUAAAGUAUUUUUUAUUUCUUUAUUUAUAAAGGGUAAGUAUUUAAAUAAUCGCACACAAAACCUUGCUCUUAAUUUCCUUACAUUGACCAGUUUGUUCAUAUUACAGAUAUGAUGGACGCGGUCACCUGCAUGACCUUUCUGAUUAUGAUGCUGAGUAUUCCACAUGGAACAGAGACUACCAGCUUUCUGAAGAGGAGGCACGAAUAGAUGCCCUGUGUGAUGAAGAGAGAGGAAGAAUAUAAGCGACUAAGUGAAGCCUUGGCAGAGGAUGGAAGUUAUAAUGCAGUGGGAUUCACUUAUGGCAGUGAUUAUUAUGACCCUUCUGAACCAACAGAAGAGGAAGAACCCUCAAAACAAAAAGUUGAAAAAAUUGAGGCAGAAAAUUCAGAGGAAAAUGAAGAACCUUUCAUUGCCCCAUUAGGAUUGAAUGUGCCUUCCGAUGUGGAGCUGCCACCAACAGCGAAGAUGCAUGCCAUCAUCGAGCGUACCGCCAAUUUUGUCUGCAAGCAGGGGGCUCAGUUCGAGAUCAUGCUGAAAGCCAAGCAGGCCCGCAACUCCCAGUUUGACUUUCUGCGCUUCGAUCACUACCUCAACCCCUACUAUAAACACAUCCAGAAAGCGAUGAAGGAAGGGCGAUACACCGUUCUGACAGAAAACAAAAGCGAAGAGAAGAGAAAUUCAGGGGCCAACUCAGAUGAUGAUGAUGAUGAUGACGAUGAUGGUAAUUACCUCCAUCCAUCACUCUUUGCUUCCAAAAAGUGCAGUCGUCUGGAAGAGCUUAUGAAGCCAUUGAAAGUGGUGGAUCCUGAUCACCCCCUUGCAGCACUUGUUCGUAAAGCCCAAGCUGAUAGUAAUGCGUCUACCCCACAGACAGCAGAUGGGGCAGCUGUGCAGACGGGACAGGUGGAGUACACUUCAGAUUCAACAGUGGCAGCCAUGUAUUAUAGCUACUACAUGUUGCCGGAUGGAACAUAUUGUCUUGCACCUCCACCCCCGGGAAUUGAUGUUGCUACUUACUACAGUGCUCUUCCUGCAGGGGUUAAUGUAUCUAGCACCACAGGAGUAACAACCGCGCCUCCCCCUCCUGGGACUACGCCGCCCCCACCCCCAGCUACAACGGAAUCCAGCAGUGGGCUAGCUUCUGCCACAACCCCGUCCAGUACGCUUGCUCCAGUGGUUGCCAUUAUUCCUCCACCUCCGGACAUCCAGCCUGUAAUUGACAAGUUGGCAGAAUACGUUGCUAGGAAUGGAAUUAAAUUUGAGACUAGUGUUCGUGCCAAGAAUGAUCAGAGGUUUGAAUUCCUACAGCCAUGGCACCAGUAUAAUGCCUACUAUGAGUUUAAGAAGCAGUUCUUCCUUCAGAAAGAAGGAGGCAACAGUUCACAGGUUGUAACAGCAACAGCAGUAGCAGAAGAGACUCCCGCAGAGCCUGCCCCUGAAAGUGCCCGUGAAGUGGUAGAAGAUGGUGCGUCUGAAGACGCUGCCGACAUGGGAGGAAAGGGCACCUCAGGGGCAAAAAAGGAGUCAGCUUCCAGUAAAGUCGUCAGUGAUGGCAAAUUGGUGAAAGCUUCAUUUGCUCCAAUAAGCUUUGCAAUCAAGGCCAAAGAAAAUGAUCUGCUUCCCCUGGAAAAAAACCGGGUUAAGCUAGAUGAUGACAGUGAUGAUGAUGAUGAAGAGGGCAAGGAAGGCCAAGAGAACUCAAGUAGUUCUGCAAACCCUAAUCCAGCACUUGUCACACCCUGCAUAGUUGUUGAGGAGAAGAAGCCUCAACUUACCCAGGAGGAGCUAGAAGCCAAACAAGCAAAGCAAAAGUUAGAGGACCGGCUUGCAGCUGCUGCCCGAGAAAAAUUGGCCCAAGCCUCCAAGGAGUCAAAGGAAAAACAGCUUCAGGCUGAACGGAAAAGGAAAGCUGCUCUCUUUUUACAGACUUUAAAAAACCCCCUAUCGGAAGCAGAGUCUGGGAAGAUGGAUGAUCAUCCCUUUGGUGGAGAGGAAGUCAGUAAUAUGCCAUGUACUUUACUGACUGGAGUGAGACCUCUGCCAGCUUUGGAAGUUAAGCCACCAGAACGGCCUUCAAGCAAAAGUAAAGAUCCUCCCCGAGAAGAAGAAAAGGAAAAGAAAAAGAAAAAGCACAAAAAAAGGUCUCGGACAAGAUCCCGAUCUCCCAAGUAUCAUUCAUCAUCUAAGUCCAGGUCUAGAUCACAUUCAAAAGCAAAGCAUUCUCUUCCCAGUGCCUAUAGAACUGUCCGACGGUCAAGGUCACGGUCAAGGUCGCCUAGAAGAAGAGCUCACUCACCUGAGAGAAGAAGAGAAGAAAGAAGUGUUCCAACAGCUUACCGUCUGAGCAAUAGCCCAGGAAUCAGCAGGAAACGUACUCGUUCCAGAAGUCCCCAUGAAAAAAAGAAGAAGAGACGGUCUCGGUCCCGCCCUAAGUCCAAGGCAAGGUCUCAGUCAGUGUCACCAAGCAAACAGGCUGCACAUAAGAACUCGGCCCAUUCAACCAGCAUCUCUCCUGUGGAGAGUAGAGAGUCCAGCCAAGAGCGCUCCAGGGGAGUUUCUCAGGAAAAGGAUGGUCAGAUCUCUUCAGCAAUUGUGUCUUCAGUGCAAAGUAAAAUAACUCAGGAUCUCAUGGCCAAAGUGAGAGCAAUGCUUGCCGCUUCCAAAAACAUACAAACUAGUGCCUCCUGAGACCCAGUGAACUGACCGUUCGUUAGGGGAACAUGUGGGAGGAGAUUUUGCAAGCAGUCUCCAUUGCCUCGUUGCAGCUAUGGAUCAGAGAACGCUGAACAUUUGGUCCACAGCUUCCUUUUGUAGGAGGUUAUUGGAAUUGGAAGAUCAGAAAAACCUUAUUUCUGUCCAGCCCCACCCUCACAAACGCUGCCAGAAUUUUCCACCCUGGAUCUCCCUUGGACAAUUGAAGGUUUUUGUAAAUUGAUUUUUGAUGACCUCUUCAGUUUAAGAUUUUUGACCAGCAGUCUCUUACCUGUAUAUUUGUAAAUAAUAUCAUGUUUCUGUGAAAAUGUAUUACCAAAUAAAAUGGGAGAAAAACA